Molecule: messenger RNA, 5041 nt
Organism: Equus caballus (horse)
Lineage: Eukaryota; Metazoa; Chordata; Mammalia; Perissodactyla; Equidae
Gene: CIITA
Product: class II major histocompatibility complex transactivator
Biological process (GO): positive regulation of MHC class II biosynthetic process; positive regulation of MHC class I biosynthetic process; positive regulation of transcription by RNA polymerase II
Molecular function (GO): ATP binding; protein binding
Source: RefSeq, a predicted model, not a curated record
GGGGGACGUGGAAGCCACCUGGCUGAGGACAGAGACCCAGGUUUCCGGCUCCCACCUCCACACAGGGCCGGGCAGAGCUCUGGCUGUAGGAGUGGGAGGGCCUGUGACGUCCGUGCUGCGUGGCAGGGUUUUAGUUCCCCAGCACAGCACUGAUGGAGACCUGCCUUCAGGCUAAACUCAUGAGCUGGAAAUUCACCAGUGAUAUUCUUAUCCUCCACAUGUUGACUCCCUUCCAGUAUCUGCCUGCUCUGGUCACUCUCCAGUGCCCUCAGAUGGAGAAAUGGGGGCUAGAAGAGGCUGAAUAACUUGCUCAAGGUCACAUAACGAGCAAGCGAUGGAGCUGGGGUUUGAACCCAGGCAGAUGAGCCCCAAAUACAGCUGGUUGACCUCUAUGCUCCGAUGCCUUCUUUUCGUGAUACAGCAUCUGAAAAGGCCGGUUACACUAUGGAUGGGCAAGUUCUCUUCCUCUUAGUAAAUACUGGAUUGGAUCCGAUGGAACUCACGAGGCUGUGGGAUUCUUUGUCACACGCACACAAGUGGUACCAGGGACUAUCUGUGGGGUCUGAAUCACCCUGAGAACCCAUUUCCAUCCAUUCGUCAGGCACCCCAGCCUACGAUGCAAAUGAGGAAAUCUUCCUAAGCAGGAAUAAACUGCAAUCAAACCCAGAGCUUCCCUCAUCCUGGUUUUCACUUCAUGUUUUGGAUGCUGCAGGCAGGGUGAGCAGAGAUCCUAGGCUCCGAGCCCUGCCAUGAACCAGUUCCAGACCAUCCUGACUCAUGUCCGGAUGCUGCUGUCCAGCCAUCAGCCAAGUGAGGUCCAGGCCCUCCUGGACAGCAUGCUGGAAGAGGAGCUUCUCUCCAGGGAGUACUACAGCGCCCUGCUCCAUGAGCCGGAUGGUGAGGCUCUGGCCAGGAAGAUCUCCUUGACUCUGCUGGAAAAAAGAGACCUGAACUUGACCCUCUUGGGAUGGGGCUGGAGUGGGCUAGAGGCUCCAGCGGCCGAGUGGGACCCCAGCUACAAGGACCCUGGUGGCAGUGGACCGUGUGCCGCCAUGGAGUUGGGGCCGCUGGAAGGCGGGUACCUGGAGCUUCUCAACAGCAAUGCUGACCCUUUGCAUCUCUACCACUUCUAUGACCAUGUGGACUUGGCUGGAGAAGAAGAGAUCGAGCUCUGCUCAGAACCCGACACGGACACCAUCAACUGCGAACAGUUCAGCAGGCUGUUUGACAUAGAAGGUGAUGAAGAGACCAGAGAGGCUUAUGCCAAUAUCGCGGAACUGGACCAGUACGUGUUCCAGGACUCCCAGCUGGACGGUCUGAGCAAGGACAUCUUCGUCGAGCACAUAGGCUUGGAAGAAAUGAUCGGUGAGAGCGUGGAAGCGCCCGAGGAAGUGGGGCAGAAAAGACCCUUCCCAGAGGAGCUGCCGGUGGACCGGAAGCACAGGAAGCUAGCCGAGCCCCCCGCCGUGCCCAUGGUGACUGGCACUUUCCUGGUGGGGCCAGUGAGUGACCCCUCGACUCUGCCCUGCCCGUCGCCGGCUGCUCUGUUUAACAAGGAGCCAGCAUCCAGCCAGACCCGGGUGGAAGAAACCGUCCUGAUGCCCGCGCCCCCCUCCACUUCCUUGCUGAGCUGUUUGAGUCUCCCCGCCGGGCCCAUUCAGAUCGUCCCCACUCUCCCCACUCUGCCCCAGGGGCUCUGGCAAAUCUCAGGGGCUGGGACCGGGGUCUCUGGUGUAUUCAUCUACCAAGGCGAGCUGCCCCAGGCUAGCCAAGCGCCCCCGCCCAGCAGCCCAGCUGUCCACAGCCUCCCGAAGUCCCCAGACCGGCCUGGUUCCACCAGCCCCUUUGCCCCAUCGGCAGCUGACCUUCCUGGCAUGCCCGAACCAGCCCUGACCUCCCGUGCCCACGUGACCGAGGACCAGGUGUCGCCCACCCGAUGCCAGGCAGCUCACGAGGGCUCCAGCAAGCCUCCAAAAUGGCCCGAGAGCGUGGAGAAGUUCUACCGCUCGCUCCAGGACAGGUACCAGGCCGAGCCCGCAGGCCCGGACGGCAUCCUGGUGGAGGUGGACCUGGUGAGGGCGCGGCUGGAGCGGAGCAGCAGCAAGAGCUUGGAGAGGGAGCUGGCCACCCCAGACUGGACAGAGCGGCAGCCGGCCUGCGGGGGUCUGGCCGAGGUGCUGCUGGCUGCGGGCGACCGCCGGCGGCCGCGUGAGACGCAGCUGAUUGCCGUGCUCGGCAAAGCAGGACAUGGGAAGAGUUGCUGGGCCCGGGCAGUGAGCCGGGCCUGGGCCUGCGGCCGGCUGCCGCAGUAUGACUUUGUCUUCUUCUUCCCCUGCCGCUGUCUGGACCGUCCUGGGGACGCCUACCGCCUGCAGGACCUCCUCUUCUCCCUGGGCCCGCAGCCACUGCCCGUGGACGAUGAGGUCUUCAGUCACAUCUUAAGGAGGCCGGACCGCGUGCUGCUCAUCCUGGAUGCCUUCGAGGAGCUGGAAGCUCAGGAUGGCUUCUUGCACAGCGUGUGCGGACCUGUGUCCCCGGAGCCGCGCUCCCUCGGGGGGCUGCUGGCGGGCCUGUUCCAGCGCAAGCUGCUGCGUGGCUGUACCCUCCUGCUCACGGCCCGGCCCCGGGGCCGCCUGGCCCAGAGCCUGAGCAAGGCUGACGCCCUGUUCGAGAUGGCCGGCUUCUCAGCCGAGCAGGCCGAGACCUACGUGAGGUGCUACUUCGAGCUUUCGGGGGACAGUGAACAUCAGGAGAGAGCCCUGGAGCUCCUGCGGGGCCAGCCGUUUCUGCUCGGUCACAGCCACAGCCCCACGGUGUGCCGGGCCGUGUGCCAGCUCUCUGAGGCCCUCCUGGAGCGGGGCGACGAGGCCGAGCUGCCCUCCACGCUCACCGGACUCUACGUUGGCCUUCUCAGCCCGGCAGCCCGUGACAGCCCCCCAGGGGCGCUGGUGGCGCUGGCCAGGCUGGCCUGGGAGCUGGGCCGCCAGCACCACGGCACCGUGCGCGAGGGCCAGUUCCCGUCGGCGGAGGUGACGGCCUGGGCUGUGGCCAAAGGCUUGGUGCAGCCCAUCCCGGGGGCCCCGGAGCCCGAGCUGGCUUUCUCCAGCUUCCUCCUGCAGUGCUUCCUGGGGGCCGUGUGGCUGGCUCUGAGCGGCGAGAUCAAGGACAAGGAGCUGCCGCAGUAUUUGGCGCUGACCCCAAGGAAGAAGAGGCCCUAUGACAACUGGCUGGAGGGCGUGCCGCGCUUUCUGGCCGGGCUGGUCUUCCAGCCUCGCGCCCGCUGCCUGGGAGCCCUGGCGGGGCCCGAGGGCACCACGCUGGCGGACAGGAAGCAGAAGGCGCUCACCAGGUACUUGAAGCGGCUGCAGCCGGGGAUGCUGCGCGCAGGGCGGCUCCUGGAGCUGCUGCACUGCGCCCACGAGGCCCUGGACGCCGGGCUCUGGCAGCACGUGGUGCAGGGGCUCCCCGCCUGCCUCUCCUUCCUGGGCACCCGGCUCACGCCUCCCGAUACCCACGUGCUGGGCAGCGCCCUGGAGGCGGCCGGCCGAGACUUCUCCCUGGACCUCCGCAGCACUGGUAUUGACCCCUCUGGACUGGGGAACCUCGUGGGACUCAGCUGUGUCACCCGUUUCAGGGCCGCCUUGAGUGACACGGUGGGGCUGUGGGAGUCCCUACAGCAGCGUGGGGAGGCCAAGCUACUCCGGGCAGCGGAGGAGAAGUUCACCAUCGAACCUUUCAAGGCUGAGUCCAUGAAGGAUGUGGAUGACCUGGGCAACCUCGUGCAGAUCCAGAGGACAAGAAGUUCCUCGGAAGAUGUGGCUGGGGAUCUCCCCGCUGUCCGGGACCUGAAGAAGCUGGAGUUUGCGCUGGGCCCCGUCCUGGGCCCCCAGGCUUUCCCCAGGCUGGUGAGGAUCCUUGAGGCCUUUUCCUCCCUUCAGCAUCUGGACCUGGACUCGCUGAGCGAGAACAAGAUCGGGGACGAGGGCGUCGCUCAGCUCUCGGCCACCUUCCCGCAGCUGAAGGCCCUGGAGACGCUCAACCUGUCCCAGAACAGCAUCACCGACGUGGGCGCCUGCAAGCUCGCCGAGGCCCUGCCCGCGCUGGCCAUGUCCCUCCUCAGGCUGAGCUUGUACAAUAACUGCAUCUGCGACGUGGGAGCCGAGAGCCUGGCGCACGUGCUUCCAGACAUGGUGUCGCUGCGGGUGUUGGAUGUCCAGUACAACAAGUUCACGGCCGCCGGGGCCCAGCAGCUCGCGGCCAGCCUGAGGAAGUGCCCGCACGUGGAGACGCUGGCGAUGUGGACACCCACCAUCCCAUUUGGCGUCCAGGAACACCUCCAGCAGCUGGACUCCCGGAUCAGCCUGAGAUGAUCCCAGCCGUGCCCGGGACAAGCACCUUCUCUGAGGACACUGACCACGCUGGACCUUGGUCUGGUUAUCUGGGGACACAGCUCUUCCUGGCUGUAUCCCAUGAGCCUCGGCGUCCCGGCUCGGUGUCAGCCCCGUCCAGCUGCGGAAGGACCAGGGCCUGCUCUGCGGAUGGACUCGGGCCUGGCUCCAGGCUCCUUCGGGCUCAGGACGAUGCCAGCCCUGCUCUGCCGCUGCGGCCCUGGCAGACAGGCGGGCACCUAGUGGCAGCUGCAGUCCUCUAGGAGCCCUGGGGCACUCCCUGUGGGACACUCCAGACGGCGUGGCUGGGCCAGAGUCAGGGACGGAGGUGGCCACCCCUCUGCCUCCCGGAUGCCUGCAGCCUGGGGAGGAAGCCCUUCUCCACGUCGCCCUCCUCACAGGCACCCCCGGUCUGCUCGUUCCAGGCGCCAGGCCGGGACUCGGUGGCAGCUGCUUUCUGGCUGUGGGACUCACUGUUUGCACUAACUUUGUUGGCCGAGGCCAAGCUAGGCCUGGCCAGAUGCACUGGACCUUUGCACAAAACUGCGGAUGGUACACUAACGGGGGGGAGAUGGACGGGAGCCACGUCUGCGGGUCCUCUGUCACUCCCUGUGCCUCCACUACAUGAUAAACGUCUUGUUGCCUCCCCCGCA